AUGGCACGGCAGCGCCGGCUGUCUAGUGUGGCACGUCGCAGGCAUGACUGGUGGUCCAAGGUGCGGGAGUGGGAGCGGGUGUGGCUGGAGAUGCAGGGCGAUGCCUGCGCUGGGAUAAGCCAAACCGAUCAUUUCGUGUUACCAGCUCAAGGAGUGAUUGAAAGUCCUUGCGGUGAUGGAGUUCAUAUCCCAUCUGUUCCAAGUGAAUUUCAACCGGUUGUUGGUUCAAUCUUUGGAUCUUUGGAGGAUGGAAUUGAAAUGUAUCGAAGGUAUGCCGACAUUGCCGGGUUUGAUAUUCGACUAUCAACCCAGAAGACAAGGAAGGGUGGUAUAGUCAAACUAAAAUAUGUUGUUUCUCAUAAGCAUGAAAAACCAAAAAAAAGGUCCGUUGACUCUGUUGAAGUGGAUGGACAUCAUAGACAAAGUAGACAACUCAGCUAUGAUGACAAAGUUAUGGUACACCAAUCGACGAGGUCAAAUAUUGGGCCUGUAAGAGCCCACAAAUUGCAGGUUUGUUUGAAAGGUGGCUACCAUGAGGUUGGUUCUAGUGUUGUUGAUUAUAAGAAUUUCAAGAGGGAUCUCAAUAACUACGUUGGUGAUGGAGACGUACAAAUGGUGGUAAACAUGUUGAACAACAUUAGACAAUAUGGAACAAACUUUGCAUUUGUGUAUAAAAUUGACAAUGGUCAAUUGGUAUCAAUGCUUUGGGCCAACGAGUUGACAAGGUUGAACUACACAGAGUUCGGUGAUGUUAUGUCAUUUGAUGCGACAUGUCGUUUCAACAAGUAUAACAUGGUUUUUGUACCAUUCACCGGUAUUAAUAACUAUAGGAGAUCAGUUGCUUUUUGGGUUCAUGACCGUCAACCGACCCUUGUUUUGACUGAUCAAGAUGCUUCCAUUAAGAAAGAAAUCCCGGUUGUGUUUCCUGAUGCUAGACAUCGACUAUGUAUGUGUCAUAUCAUGAAGAAGCUCCCUGCCAAGGUAGGUUCUGAUAUCAUUUUGAAUACAAACUUCAGAAAACAGUUAUUAAAAUUAGUAUGGAGUGUACACCUUGAACCUGAUGAAUUUGAGAUUUAA
This is a messenger RNA of Cynara cardunculus var. scolymus (artichoke), 1077 nucleotides long. Its product is annotated as protein FAR1-RELATED SEQUENCE 5-like. Gene Ontology annotation, biological process: regulation of DNA-templated transcription. The transcript is spliced from 6 exons. NCBI's taxonomy places the organism in Eukaryota, Viridiplantae, Streptophyta, Magnoliopsida, Asterales, Asteraceae. The record is from RefSeq and is a predicted model, not a curated record. Bases 1 to 1077 code for a protein of 358 amino acids.